UGGGUGAGGGAGUGUGAAUUUAUCAUGGGCAAAAAUUUGCGCUUCAUUCUUAGCUGUGUGCUGAGCAUCCUUGCACCGGCAUGCACAGUCUCCCAAGGCUCAUACUGCUGAAGAGUACGCCCCUCUCUCUCUCACACUCUCUCUCACACACACACACACACACACACACACAUACGCACACACUCUCUCUCAGCCUCUCCCACUCAACCUCUCCCUCACACACAUACACACACGCACGUGCUUGCAGUCACACACGCGCAGUGCUGUCAGAAGCACCGCUGCUGGAUCACAGCCAUCUCGCGAAGGAGGUUCCAGCGGAGGGAAGAGAAAGCCAGAGCGAGAGCGAGACAAAGGGAAGGAGGACGGUAGAAGGAGAGGAGCGAAUAGGAGCACAGGGACCGGCACAAGGAAGAAGAGACCCAGCGCUUUGUGAAGAACAGAAAGCGAGGGACAGGAGGAGGGAGGAGGAGAGAGGAAAAAAGAGGAGGGGGAACAGGAAACGCGAUCACUUUCAGCUGCAGCGGUCCGUGUCGCAGCAUGGGCAAUGCACCAUCCCAAGAUCCCGAGCGUGGUGGCAGUCACAUGAUCUCCACAGAUGACUUGGAGUAUCCACGAGAGUACCGGACGCUGGGGAACAGCGCACGGCGCUUCUCCAAUGUGGGCCUGGUGCACACAUCGGAGCACCGCCACACCGUCAGUGCGGCCCAGAGCCUGGAAGCCCUGACCAACCUGCACAAGGCUGACAUGGAGCGCAAGAGGGACGCCUUCAUGGAUCACCUGAAGAGCAAGUACCAGCAGCAGCAGCAGCAGUUGCAGCAUCCGCACCACAGCCCGCACCACAACCCACCGUCGCCCUCACCCUCCCACGCCAGCAUGAGGGGUACGUCAGAGCGGUCUGCACGAGAACAGCAACAGCCCAACUACUGGAGCUUUAAGAGCCGCAGUCCACGGCAUUCCCAGUCUACCCAGUCUGGGCUUGCCGACCAGGCCGCCAAGCUUUCCUUUGCCUCAGCUGAAUCCUUGGAGACCAUGUCAGAAGCCGACAUACCCAUCGGGUUCAACCGGAUGAACCGAUUUCGCCAGAGCCUGCCGCUGUCUCGCUCUGCCAGUCAGAAUAAGCUACGAUCUCCAGGGGUGCUGUUCCUGCAGUACGGAGAUGAGACACGUCGGGUUCACAUCACCCACGAGCUAAGCAGCCUGGACACUCUGCACGCUCUCAUCGUGCACAUGUUCCCUCAGAAGCUAACAGCAGGUAUGCUGAAGUCACCCAACACAGCCAUCUUGAUCAAGGAUGAGGCGCGCAACGUCUUCUACGAGCUGGAGGACGUCCGGGACAUCCAGGACCGCAGCAUCAUCAAGAUUUACCGCAAAGAGCCCAUCUAUGCUUCCUACCCUGCUGCUGCACACCUGGCUAACGGAGACCUAAGGAGAGAGAUGGUGUACUCCUCUCGCGACUCCUCCCCAACUCGCCGCCUCAACACGCUCCCUUCCUCUACAGCCUCGGGGUCCUCUGGCUCUCCAUCCCGCUCACGCCUCUCCUACAGCGGCGGCCGUCCUCCCUCCUUCACUGGGUCCCACUCCCAGCAUGAACAGCCACGACAUCCCCACCAUCCCUCAGCUGGCCACGGUGCCAAUGCAGGCCUGUCUCCCUCACCCAGUGCCAUCCUGGAGCGCCGCGACGUUAAGCCUGAUGAAGAAGUUUCUGCAAAAAAUAUGGCGCUAAUGAAGAAUGAGUCACUGUAUGCAGAUCCCUACAGCCUGAUGCAUGAGGGCCGCCUCAGUAUCGCCUCCACCCAGUCGUUAGCUGCCAUCGGAGACCCCUUUAGCUUUCCCGUUUCCAGUGGCCUGUACCGCCGUGGCUCUGUGCGCUCCCUCAGCACAUACUCAGCCGCAGCUCUUCAAGGAGACCUGGAGGACUCCCUCUACAAGCCAGGAGGUUCGCUGUACUCUGAUACAUACUCCUCAGCCACACUGGGCAUGGGUUUUCGCAUGCCGCCCUCAUCCCCGCAGAAAAUCCCUGACAUGCAGCUGAGGGACAGGGACUCUUAUUCCAGCUCACCCAGCAGAGCCUCACCUGUCAGGCAGACCUUCCGCAAAGACUCAGCCUCCUCCUCUGUGUUUGUGGAGAGCCCAAAGUCGAGGCCCAGCUCCAGUUCAGAGCCUCUGUGUCUGACAGCUGGGCCUGGGGAGGGCAGCAGGGCCACACCUGGCUUUGGUUCUUCGUUGUCUGGACAGGACCCUGACAGCAGCAGGGAUCACCGUCUGGAGCGUAUGGAGGCAAUGGAGAAGCAGAUCGCCAGCCUUACCGGCCUGGUCCAGAGUGUGCUGACCAGAGCACCAGACAGUGACAGCACAUGUGGCCUGCUGCGUCUCUGCAUGAUGGCGGGCUGCCCUCCGGACCAAGGGACGGAGUUCUCACGGCCAUUACCUUUCUCUUCCAGCGAGAAGACUGAAACCAACAGCGAUGGCUCCGCCACUGGAACUGGACGGCUGAAGCAGAAAGCUCAUACACCGUCGGCACCUCUAGCUCUGAUGCCGCCACCACCUUCCAACACAACCCAGGUGAACAGCGUGGGCCGCUUGCAGAUGCAGCUCCACCUGCACGGCCUGCAGCAAAACGCCACCGACCUGCGCAAACAGCUCAGCCAGCUACGCAGGAUGCAGAUGGAAAACCAGGAUUCAGUGCGAACUCUGUUGAAGCGGACAGAAGCGGAGCUGAACGUGCGUGUGGCCGAUGCCCUGAGGAAGCAGGAGGAUCCUCUGCAAAGACAGCGCCUCCUGGUGGAGGAGGAGAGACUCAAGUACCUCAACGAGGAGGAGCUCAUCAUCCAGCAACUCCACGACCUGGAGAAGUCAGUGGAAGAGAUCCAGAAGGAGUCGUCUGUCAACCACAAGCUGGUGACAGUGCAGGAGCUGGAGGAGAAGGCCACUGUUCUGAGAAAGCUGGGAGAAACACUCACAGAACUGAAAAAUCAGUUUCCAGGCCUGCAGAGUAAGAUGCGGGUGGUGCUCAGGGUGGAGGUGGAGGCCGUCAAAUUCCUGAAAGAAGAGCCACACAGGCUUGAUGCCCUGUUAAAACGCUGCAAGACUAUAACUGACACCCUCGCCACCAUGCGCAAACAAGCAAAUGAGGGGGUGUGGAAGAAGCAGGAGGAUUUCUCUAGUCCUUCAUCAAAGCACAACGAUGAUUUGCGAAAGUUUUCAGACUUUGACAUCCCAACCAGCCCGCCACUCACCAUCAAUGACCUUGGGGUAGGCAACAGCCUGUCCAACUGGAGUCCCCAUUCCAGCCUCAGCCGUGGCCACGGGAACAUGUCCGGCCCCCACAAGGACAAUCAUCCUCCUGUUCCCCACAAGGGCAAAGCCCUGGAGGAGCUGGAACGCCGUGCUUUAGCUGACAAAGCUUUGUCUGUGGAGGUCCGACUGGCAGCAGAGCGGGACUGGGAAGAAAAGCGGGCCAGUCUGACCCAGUACAGUGCCCAAGACAUCAACCGGUUACUGGAGGAGACCCAGGCUGAACUAAUGAAAGCUAUUCCAGACUUGGACUUUGCUGCCAAGCAGAUCAAGCCCUCCUCCAACACAGCCUCCUCUCAGAACCCACAGAGUGGAGCAGGAACCCCAGAGCACCGCAUCAGCAAGCCACAGCACAAACUCUCUGGGAAAGAGGGAGGGUCCAGGCGUGGCUCUGAUGAGCUGACAGUACCACGGUAUCGCACAGAGAAACCCUCCAAGUCUCCUCCUCCUCCACCACCAAGACGCAGUUUCCCAUCUUCUCCAGGUAUAACAAGCCGCAGCGGAGAGCCCCUCAUUCCUGGAAAAAGUAUAAAGAAGUCCGAAUCUGAAGAGACUGAAGGCCAGAAGCCUCAUGUAAAACUGAGGAGGGCCGUGUCUGAAAACCCCCGUCCUGCGUCUACACCCCCCACACUUGCCUCCGGGGACAAGGAGGAAGGAGAGGAGGAGAAAAUUGCUGCUGAGUUGGAGCUGUUUGAGAGAGUCCCGCUCAGGCUCGCUCUUCCCCUUACCCUUUCCCUACCUGUUAGCCCCCGCAGCAGGAAAAGUGUGCCCCCCUGCAGACUGGACCUGUGGUCCUCUGAGGCCCCAGGCACCAAGGGAAGGUGCUUGUCUCCUGUUCCCCACAUCGUGUUGACAGAGUGUUUGCCAGCUUCACCCACUGCCUCAGAGGAUCCUGUCAGAGAUUCAGUAAAUUACCCUCGAAAAGAGAGUCCGUCACAAGAUUGGACUGGUCAUCACACCGUCUACCAGACUCAAACUUUAAAAGAAAGGGAUUUAUUUGAAAGCCCUAUUCAGCAAGAGCAAGAGCAGCGUAGUUUUAAGGAGGACAUGGAGUCAAAACCGGAAGUUGCCCUGCUGUUGACAGAGCUGGAGGUGAGGGUAGUGUCUCCCAUUGAGGUCCAGGAGCUCAGCAGGACUAUAGGAGAAGCUCUGCAGACUCUGACCAUCUCACCACAGACUAAUGAAGUCCCUGAGGUCCAGCUGAGUGGACGGCCUCUACUAGUGCUCCUCAGAGAAUUAAAUACAGUCAGGGAUGCCUACAGGCUGCUGUAUUCCCUUUUGGAGUCAUCCAAGCUGGUGCCCAAACCCAGAAUAAAGUCCUCCUCCCUCCACUUGGGCCAGCAGAGUUCUCUGAUGGAUGCUCUGAGGAGAGGGAUAGAGACAGGGGACAGAGUGUUGACACUUCAACACAACACUGAAAUUAAGAUUCCUGAGGUACAGCAGACAUCAGUAAACAUUACUCAGAAGUCCAGCGGAUCACCUAGCUCUGCGGACAGACUAUCCAACGAAAUCCAGAGGAAACGCAGAGAAGGUAUCCGACUCAGCACCUACAGGAGGCUGGACAGCUUGGAGGAGACUAUUCGUGAGCUGGAGAACACAUUGAUAGAGAUCAGUGGCCAUCCAUCACAGCAGCUCUACACUGAGACAGCCACCAAAAGCAAACCUGUGCAGGUGAUGGGCAGUCUAACCACAGAGACAAAGAAGCCUCCGGUCCCACCCAAGCCAUCCUCUUUCAGCCCAGCAUCGAUCCAGGGAGGGAAUGGUACAAGCGCCGGUAAAGUCCUCCACUCCUCAGCUGCCUCCAAACUGAAGCACCUGCAGCAGAACAGCACAGACAAGACUAAAAGUGGCAGAAGAGAGGACUUCCUGAAGAGCCAGGGCCUGAACCAGCAGUGAGCAGCACCUGUCCAUGUCCAGCCUCUUGGGCUUCCUUCUCCUCCUGUUCACUUGAUUAGAGAGCUACACACAUCCAUCCACCCCCUUUACUUUGUCAGCCUUUUCAAAUCUCCAGUGUUUAAUCCAAAAUCUACACUGGACCCCAAUCUGUGUGCAGUUGUGGAUGUGUGUAAGAGUGUGUGUGUGUGUGUGUGUGUGUGUGUGUGUGUGUGUGUGUGUGUGUGUGUGUGUGUGUGUGUGUGUGCACAAGCAUGCAUGCACGCCAGGCAUGUUUGACUGAAAUGGUAAGGGAAGGUGCUGCAGGGGACAGUGCCCAGCCAAUUUUAAGACUUUUAAUUUUUCAUGAUUUUCCCUUUGAUCCUUGAAA
Molecule: messenger RNA, 5557 nt
Organism: Epinephelus fuscoguttatus (brown-marbled grouper)
Lineage: Eukaryota; Metazoa; Chordata; Actinopteri; Perciformes; Serranidae
Product: SRC kinase signaling inhibitor 1-like
Exons: 21
Coding region: 538-5190 (1550 amino acids)
Biological process (GO): regulation of dendritic spine morphogenesis
Cellular component (GO): cytoplasm; actin cytoskeleton; postsynaptic density
Source: RefSeq, a predicted model, not a curated record